CCAGCGCAAGCGACCAGAGCUCCGCCCGGAUCCGCCUCCUGACGUCUAUCUACCGGGCAGGUCGAGCCAAGGAGCCCGGGGAGGAGAGGGGGAGCUCGGUGCCAGGCCUGGCUGGGCCCUCACCCAGGUACCACUUAGGCAAGAUGCCAAUCAACGUGAAUGACGUGAUGCAGCUCCUAUGUCAUGUAUCAGAAGAGCGGAAGAUGAAGGCUGCUGUCAAGCACUCUGGGCGAGGUGCACUUGUGGCUGGUGCAACUGCUUUUGUGGGAGGACUGAUGGGAGGCCCACCUGGCAUUGCUGUAGGGGGUGCUGUCGGAGGCUUGAUUGGUGCCUGGAUGACCAGUGGUCAGUUUAAACCCAUCCCUCAGAUUAUACUGGAAUUACCUCCUGUGGAGCAGCAGCAGCUUUAUGACCGAGCCUAUGCCAUCAUUAGCCAUUUAGACUGGACCGACACUGCACAGCUCAUUGCCCUCGUCAUGGGAAAUAUGGCCGUUCAAGAAAAGUUGCUCGCUGUGUUGACAAGCUACAUCACCAAUGAGCUCAGAGGCGAAAUCCAGUAUGGACGUUAGAUUCCAACCUCAAUCUGAUUGUAUUUUGGAUUGACUUUUUUUUUUCAGGGUAGAGAGGGGAGUUGUUUCAGUGAAGAAUAUUUUAAAUCUACUGUUAACAGUAAAGUGGAUAAUAGUAAUUCUAGUAAUCAUCAUCAUAGGUGAUGAUGACAAUGAAGAUGAUAAUGAUGACUUCCUGAAGAAGGGGCUCAUACUGUUUUGGAAUAAUGUACUUGAUUGGUCUGAUGAGCCUCUUUUUGACUCCUUUCUGCUGUUCUAUUAUCACUGCCGAAAUAUCUUUCUGUGUUGCCGAAUACUUGCCAGCACCUUUUUUCAGCCUCCAUGUGUAAUACUUCAAGACAUAUCUUGGCUGGAACCCAAAUAAGAGUACUGUGGGCCCUCCACAUUCACCCAGUUAGGGGUGCAGGACCCCUAUGAAAGUGGAAGAACCACAGAUUAAAAAAACACACUUUUUUUUAACCUGAGAGAACAGCUCUCUAGAAAUCUGUAGGUCCUCUAGUAUAGCUCUAUGGCCAACAUCUGGCAGAAGCUGACUAUAGAAUUGCACUGGAGGACCUAGUGUUUUCUCUAGGAAUCUACAAGUCCUUCAGCAUGACUAUUUGGUAAACCUCUGACCGAGUCACACUGGAGAACCUAGAGAUUCCUAGGGAGAACAUAUUAAUCAAUCUGUAAAAGUCAAAGCCACAGAUGUGGAGGGCCAAUUGUAGUUACCAGGACCAACAAGAGCAUGUUGCAAGGAUAGUUUUCUGGUAACUGAUCGGUGGACAAACAUUAUUCAAAGCUUGGAUAAGUUAAAUUAUUGAAGUACAGUUCUGGUUUCAGAAUUGUAACCAUAAUAGUUUAGGAAAGUAAUAUUUGCCAACUGACCUCAUCCACUUGUGGCAUUCUAACGAAAUAAUGCCACAUUGGGCAAACAAGGGGAUUAUACUGGUCAAUAUGAAUCUCUUAAUAUUAGAUAUGGAUAACUGCACUAUGGAUUUUUUUUUAAUUGCUGUAUAUUGUGGUCUGUUGGACUCAUAUUCAUAGCAUCACUUGGAAUGAUCCAUAUCAGAUUGCCUGGACUUACCUCAGUUAUUGUGAAGCACUAUUUUAAACAAGAAUCAAAUAACCUUUUGUGAGCGGUAAAAAAAAAUACGCCACAGUUCUGACAAUCUGACCAGUGGCUAGACAGGUGAAAUGGCCAUGGCUUAGUUUGGGAUUUAUUUGUUCCAUGUGUAUCUGUAUUUAUAUCUUGUUUUGUGUAUGUAUUUGUUUCCUGCUUUUUACAGCCCUCAAAAGGGUUCCCACGCUGAAUAACCACCAUCCAUUUGAAACAUGGAAGCAGCAUAGGUUUCCAACACAACACAUCGAAUGGCACAUUUUAAGCAUGUGAGGGGCUGUCAUUUGGUAAAGCCAGUGUAGUAGAUUGGCUAGAACAGAGAUAUGGAGUGUACAGCCAUCCAGAAGUUGUUAAAUUCCAACUCCCAUCAUUCCUCACCAUUGGCUAUGCUAGCUAGGGCUGAUGUGGGUGUAUGUUCACUGUUUCUAGGUUAAUAUGUUGGACUAGGACCGGUGAGAUGUAUGUUCAGCGCCUCAUCCAGCCAACUGUCAUGGCAGAAUUGGGGAAUAGAACUCUAUAAUAACUCAUCUGAAAGGGACCUUCUAACAAGGAGGGAAAUUAUAUGUCUUCAUUAUCUGUUGCACUUCCACUACAAAAUGUAAAAGUACUAUUUUCAUUUGUUGCUGCCUCUCCCCAUUUUACUGUGUCAUGUUGUCCUUGGCAUGUCCUUCUUGGUCAUAGAUAAUGUUUCUUAUUCACAACAUCCCUCAUAAAACAACCUUUGAGAACCCAGGGCAAGGCAUAGGGCAUCCAACCCGCCACCCUCCAGUUUUGUUGGCUAAGGGGAGGAAGUGGAUUUCUGUCAGAGCUGUAGUCCAACACAUCUGAAAGGCACAAGGUUGGUGAAGGCUGCAUAAGUUAGACCCCCCCUUUUUUUUUUUUUGACAACUGUAUUGGGCAAAUGCAAUUCAGAAGUCACAAGUUGCCUUCUUUGAGUUCAGAGGUUUUAUUUUAGACAUCCUACUGGUUCAAUUCCAGUUGUUAUUAACAGCCCCCAAGUCAACCUCGACUCAUGGCAGCUCUGCGGGUGAGACAUCUCCAAGAUCCCCUGUCUUCCACUGCUCUGCUCAAAUCUUCAGACUCAGGCUUGUUUCCUCUCUGAUUGAGUCCAACCAUCUGGCAUGUAGUUUUCCUCUCCUACUGCCUUCCAUCUUUCUUAUCAUCAUUGUCUUUUCCAAUGAUUCAUGCCUUCUCAUGAUGUGACCAAAGUACAACAGCCUCAGUUAGUCAUCCUCGCUUCCAGGGAAAGUUUAGGCUUGAUUAGUCCUAGACCCAUUUGUUUGUCUUUCUGGCUGUUCACUGUAUCCUUAGCAGACUUCUCCUGCACCAUAUCUAAAACGAGUUAAUUUUCUUUGUAUCAGCUUUCUCCAGUACCCAGCUCUCACAUCCAUACAUGGUGAUGGGAAAUACGAUAGUUUGGGUAAUCUUUACUUUGGUGUUCAACUUAUCCAGUUCUUUCAGAGUUGCCUUUUCCAGUCCUGGUCUUUUUCUGAUUUCUUGACUGAAGUCUCCUUUCUGAUCAAUAUUUGAUCCAACAUAUGGGAAGUCUUUGACCAUUUCAAUUUUCUCAUUAUCUAGGAUGAAUUCUUGUAGGUCUUCCACGGUCAUUAUUAUGGUCAUCAAUUCCAGUUAAUGGACACCUAAGUUUGAGUAUGAUGUAUAUUGAUAUUGUGGACAUUUACAGAACAGCUUGUCACUUGCAAGAAGAAAACACAACUGCAAGAAACAUUUGAUUUGCUGGUUUUAGGUUUAGGUUUGCUGAAUACAGGCUGUGAUUUGAGGAGGGGCAAGGCUAUAGUGUGCAGCAGGCCUAAAGUAAAAGGGCUGAAAAAGAUUAGUGCCUUAUUUAUUUAAUAAAUAAAUAAAUAUCCUGCCUUCCUCUCAACAUGGAACCAAAGUGGCUUACAAUAAGGCUAAAAUUCAGUUGUGGAAUACCCUCCCCUUGGAGGCCCAAUUGGCUCCAAUAACACUGCUGUUUAGACAUAAAGUAAAAACAUGCUUGUUUAUGAAAGCUUUGGUGGCCUAACUGAUUUUUAUACAACCCUCUCAUGCACAUGCUUUUAAUCCAUUUAAAAUUAUUUCAACCCUGCAAAUCUGCCUUUUAACUUUUUAAUUAAUAUGUUUUCAGCUUUUAAAAAUAAUUUUCAUUACUUAUACUGCUUUAAAUUUGUGAGACUGGUAAGCCACCCUAACAUUUUUGGAUAAAGAGCAGGAUAUAAAUAUUUUAAUAAAAUAAAUAAGUUGCAGCUAAAAGGCUGAUAAAAAAAGCUGAAAUACACAAAAAAAGUUAACACAAUUUAGAAAAGUCGUCAUAGUAAAAUUCCAUUAAAUGAUUUAAAAGUGUAAAACCAUCUUAAAAACAUAACAGUGAAGAUAAAAAUACAACCCAAGACCCUGGGAAGACCAGCCACAGAAAGUGACCUUUCCAUUGGUUUGGCUCAGAAUAAUGCUGUUGUUGUGUACAGUAUCUUCAAGUCAUCUCUGCCUUAUGGUGACCCUAAAGCAAACCUAUCACUGGGUUUUCUUGGCAAGAUUUGGUUUUUCCUUUUGGGGGGGGGUGCUAUUGCCUUUGCCGUUCUCCAAGGCUGAGAGUGAUACUUGUCCAAGAUCACCCAGUGAGUUUCCAUGACCAAGACUGUUUCCUUGAGUCCUAGUCCAUCACUCAAACCACUACUACACCAUGCCUCAGUAUAAUCAAGCUUCAUAUAAAUUAGAAGCCAUACCAGAAAAGGAUGCUGAGACAACCAGGUACUGCUUUACUGUGAAACAACUUGAAUUGGUUGCUGUAUUGCACAAGUGGAGAACCUCAGAUGCAAGACCUCUGGGAAUCCCAAUCCAGCCCUCGUGGCUUACCUCAGAUGCCCACAGCCCCUUCCCCUAAGACUUUUGGAUGGUCUGCCACCUUUUAUAUGGGUGUUUCUAUAUCCUAAAAGAUUGAUAUGCCUGUCCUAAGGCUCAGUUGUUGUCAUUAAGAGUGUUAAGCCAAAAUAUUAACACUGGAACUCACCCCUUCCCCCUGAAACUGAAAUCGGUCCUUGGGAUGGAAGAGAGAUUCCAUCUUUCCUAUUUUGGGGGGCUUGGAAAAGUCAGAUGUUGGACUUAUUAAAACAUUCAUAAGCCUUGGAAGCAGAGCCAGUGUGGUACUGAAGUAGCACUGGAAGUAGACUACAGCUGAUGGGCUGUCCUCCUGGCUUCUGCUGUUUUGCAGCUUUCCUGAAGAGGACUGAAUGCCUUUGGGAUCUUGGAGGCAUUCUGAGCUGAUGUACAUCCCAUUGAUUUCAGUGGGUCUCCUUUAAGUGACUCAGCCUAGAUCUGGCCUAUUUUCUUGUGCAGCGUGAAGAACAACAAAAAUCAAAUUAAACUUAAUUGUGAUUUUCAACAUCGAAAAAGUUGUCUGUCUGCAGCAUACAAUAAAUGCUUUGAUAUAAUCUU
This is a messenger RNA of Sceloporus undulatus (fence lizard), 5100 nucleotides long. It is a transcript of the gene C8H19orf12, whose product is annotated as chromosome 8 C19orf12 homolog. The coding region runs from base 144 to 569 and encodes 141 amino acids. The transcript is spliced from 3 exons. The record is from RefSeq and is a predicted model, not a curated record. Lineage: Eukaryota; Metazoa; Chordata; Lepidosauria; Squamata; Phrynosomatidae.